AUGAAAUUAUGGCAAAAAGUUACCUUAGGUCUAAUCUUCGGUAUUAUAUUCGUACCUGAUAAUGCUGUCGGUGCUUUUGCAAAUGGUGAUGUCUUGCAAGUAGUAUUUUUAGCCGUCUUUGUUGGGAUUACCUUAAAUAAAAUGAAAGCAACAGCUGAACCUAUUACUGAUUUAGUACAUUUAAUGUCGAAAUUAGUACUAAAAAUGAUAUCAUUUGUUAUUCAAUUAUCACCUUAUGGUGAUUUUGCUUUAACAACUUGGAUUAUAGGCACGCAAGGUGCUUCCAUUAAUAUGGAUGGGUUUGCUAUAAAUUUAUCGCUUACUACUAUCUUUUUUGCUCAAAUGAUGGGCGUAACGCUUGCUCCGCAUGAUUAUUUAGUGAUUAUCUUAACCUCAACCCUUGGCUCAAUUGGCGGUGCUGGUAUUCCAGGAGCUUCGUUAAUCAUGCUGCUUAUGGUACUUUCAUCAGUACAAUUACCGAUUGAGGGUAUAGCAAUUAUUACCGGAAUAGAUAGAAUUCUUGAUAUGUUACGCACUACCAUUAAUAUAACAGGUGAUGCAACAAUUACUAUGCUUGUCGAUAAUAGCAAAGGGACAUUAGAUAAAGAGGUUUACUUAUCGUAA
Molecule: messenger RNA, 624 nt
Organism: Chrysoperla carnea
Lineage: Eukaryota; Metazoa; Arthropoda; Insecta; Neuroptera; Chrysopidae
Product: proton/glutamate-aspartate symporter-like
Exons: 3
Coding region: 1-624 (207 amino acids)
Cellular component (GO): membrane
Molecular function (GO): symporter activity
Source: RefSeq, a predicted model, not a curated record